GAAAACGUGUACUCGACCUUUCAGAGAUUAUUGCAAGUGUUGUUGAAAUUUUUAGAAAGUUUGGGGGUCGUACUUUAAAUUUUACAGAUGUUUGUUUGAAAUUAUGGAAGAAAAAACAAAUGAACUGCUUUUUAAAGACAUCGAUGCAGAUGAUGAACCACAAACCAAUGCAGUGGAAAGUUUGUGCAUGAAUUGCCAUGAAAACGGAACAACUCGAAUACUUCUCACAAGAAUACCAUUCUUUAGAGAAGUUGUUCUGAUGUCAUUUGAAUGUCCUCACUGCGGUUAUGCCAAUAAUGAAAUCCAGUCUGCGGGAAGAAUUCAAGAUAUGGGAUGCAACAUUAAACUGUUGGUGUCCUCUCCAAAGGAUUUGAACAGACAGGUAGUCAAAUCAGAUUCUGCAUCAUUUACCAUUCCAGAGUUGGAGUUUGAGAGUCCUGCUUUUUCCCAAAAAGGAGAACUUACCACCAUCGAAGGACUUUUAGGACGUGCCAUCACUGCUUUGGAGCAAGAUCAGCCAGUUAGAAGGAUCAUGGAUCCUGACAAUGCAGUGAAAAUUGAUGAUUUUGUGGCGCAGUUGACAAAAUGCCGCGAUGGAAACCGGAAGUUCACCCUUCACCUGGAUGAUUCAUCUGGCAACAGUUUCAUCGAAAAUCCACAUGCCCCUAAAGAAGAUCCACAGAUGACCAUGGUGUAUUAUCGCAGAAACGCAGAACAGAACGCCCAACUAGGACUUCAGCCAGCCAGUCAAACCGAGGAGAAACAGGAAGAGGAAGAAGAGGAAGAGCAAACAAAUGUAAAUGACGAGGUGUUAAAUUUUCCAACAAAUUGUCCUUCGUGUAAUGCACCUACAGAAACCAGAAUGAAGCUUGUUGCUAUACCGCAUUUUAAAGAGGUGGUGAUUAUGGCGACCAAUUGCGAUGCUUGCGGGCAUAGGUCAAAUGAAGUCAAGUCUGGCGCUGGUAUGGAACCUCAUGGAACGAGACUCACUCUCAGGAUAACAGAUCCUUUGGAUCUCAACAGAGAUGUGCUGAAGUCAGAAACGUGUGAAGUAUACAUGCCAUCAUUGGAUUUCCACAUCGCAGCCGGCACACUGGGUGGACGAUUCACGACAUUAGAGGGCCUUUUGUGUAAUAUCAAGGACCAGCUAAAGUCGCUGAAUCCUUUUGGCUUUGGAGACAGCCCGGCUGAAUUCAGUGCAAAGAUGAAAACAUUUAUCACCAACUUGGACAAGGUAAUUAAUGGCGAGGAAAUGAAUGUUCUGAUCACACUGGAUGACCCGGCUGGAAACAGCUAUAUUCAGAAUUUGUAUGCUCCAGAUCCAGACCCUGAACUGGAAAUCGUUCAUUACCCAAGAACAAAGGAACAAGAAGACGAUCUUGGAAUAUCAGACAUGAAAACAGAAGGAUACGAGGAAGACAAUCAAAGCUGAUAUUGAAGUUCUUACAUUCCAGUUUUUCGAAGAUGAAAAUUUCUCUAUCACAGUAUGACUUCUAUUACUGGAGUUCUGUACUCAAAACUGACCAAUCAGUUUACAGGAAACAAGAGAUGAAUGGGCUCUGCCAUCUUUGUCAUCAAUGCUUAUUUCGGUCCUAAGCACCAACUGGUAGGGUUUGGCAUGGAAGCUUCUUCCCAUUGCAAGUUCGCCCCUAUGACGAUGAGUUAGCCUCAUCAAAAUUAACAUGGUCGUCUCUACCACCACUCUCCGAGGUCGAGGCGAACUGGUUGAGAGCGAACCUGCAAUGGGACGAAACCUCCAGAUACCACUGGAAAAGCUGAAUUUAACGCGCUUUUCGAUAGAGUGUCAUAAAAUAAAAACCAAAUUAAUAACAAUGGCCAAUCACUGAAAAACGAAAAUGCAUUUAAGAGCCAAUGAGAACUCAAGGUAAAAAUAAGCAAUCUGCCCAAAGCGCGGGAAAACGCGAGCGACCAAGUCAUGAUUGGUUUUAGUUUUGCACACCCAAUUGGUUGAGAAAGUGAUGCGAGUUUUCUAAACUAAUCACAGAGCGAAAUGAAGAAAAAACAAAACAAUCCCAGAUUUCUUGCGGUACUCAAUGGAAAAUUGCUCUAGUCUGACUUAUGAUGUGAAUGGUCAGUCUUGUUUUCGUGACCGCAGUUAAAGUCGAGGCUCUGGAACUCUAAAGAUUUUGUGCCGAGCUUGUUUUAGAUUCUUCCUAAAUCACUCUGGUCUUAUAAUAUCGCCUGCUUCUAGAACAGAAAGAAUGUAGUGAAGAGCGAUGUUGACAACUGAACAAUAGCUACAACAGUUAAAGGAGCAAAGGGGACACGUUUCUAAAGAAACUGUGGUACUGCGUCUGGGGAUAUCAUACGUAAUCUGGUUUUAUCAACUGAGUUGUUAAUGUAAAUCGGUCACUAUAAACAAUCUCUAAAUCUGACGCUCUGAGUGUUCGCCCCUUUCGUAAUUCGCUCUGACGAAGGGUUUUUGCUCGAACCGUCAGCUUUAGGAAAACUUCAUGGUGGCCAGUUGAAGGAGUAGUCACGUGGUGUGCGCGAUGAAACAACUUCUUUUAUCUUAUAAAGUCAGAUAUUUUAAGAAAUUUUUCGUGUUACGUGUGAUGUCAUUUCCAGAUCCCAUAUAACGCUAAGGAAAUCCAGAUUAAACAUAAUAAAAUUAUUUGAAAA
Molecule: messenger RNA, 2643 nt
Organism: Pocillopora verrucosa
Lineage: Eukaryota; Metazoa; Cnidaria; Anthozoa; Scleractinia; Pocilloporidae
Product: zinc finger protein ZPR1
Cellular component (GO): cytoplasm; nucleus
Molecular function (GO): zinc ion binding
Source: RefSeq, a predicted model, not a curated record